Molecule: messenger RNA, 354 nt
Organism: Aureococcus anophagefferens
Lineage: Eukaryota; Pelagophyceae; Pelagomonadales; Pelagomonadaceae
Exons: 1
Molecular function (GO): protein binding
Source: RefSeq, a predicted model, not a curated record
GAAGCUGUUGAAAUUCUUCUCGCCGCGGGCGCCGACGUCCAUAUCCGCGGACCAAACGAGGGCUCAGCACUCCACUUUACCUCAGCAUACAAACGCAGCGAUGUCGGCCUCCGUUGCGCUCGUCUUCUUCUGAAGGCAGACGCGGAUGUGAACUGUGUUAAUGCCUUCGGAAGUACACCGUUGCACCACGCGAUUGCGAGAGGCAACGAGCCCGUCGCGCGGCUUUUCCUCGACGCGGGCGCCAAUCCAUCGACUGCUGAUGACGACGGCAGUACUCCUAUGGACAAAGCACUUCAGAGGGGGAGUUGCAAAAUGACGUUGAUGCUACUUCGCGCCGGCGCGGCGCCAAAGAUU